AUGGCCGCCACAGUACCACAGCUGCGAAAAGAUCCCGAGGCGCCUCCAAUCGCACCGCGGCUAAACGAGCACCAGUUGAACGUCGAUGACCCUACCGUCCCAUUCCUUUCCCGUGACGACCCCGCUGACGUCAUCUUGACCCCGUCCGACGUCGUCUCCUCACCUCCUGACGUCAUCCUAUCGCUUCCCAACGACGAAGAACCUGUCGCUUUUUCGUCGCAGGCUCCUCCAGGCGACGAUCUGCCGUCGCACGAGGAGGCUUCGCAAGGCGACAUCGCCGUGUCGCCGAGCGACGAUCUCCUGUCGCCCGCGCUGCCAUCAUUCCAUCCGGAGGCCUUCCCCGCUCUCCUUCCGCAUAGCUCUGCGCCCGUAUUCCCUCAUGUUCCGCCAUCCCUCGCUCCACCUUUCUCCCCAGAUUCGUCGGGCCCGCAGCACGCGGAGCCCGCCGUUCUUCCGCGGACUCCUCCGCGCGCUGGACCUGCCUCCCCGUCCCCGCAAGUUUCCCCCUCUCCCUACGUUCCGCGCGGCUAUCUCCCGCUCUCCCCAAACGUCUCCGUGCCGUACGUACCGGCGUCCCCGGGAGUAUCAUCAGAUAGUUUCGACCAAUGGCGGUUCAUGGGCAGCCCGGGAAAAACGACAACGGGCAGUCCAGAAAAAGCAGCGACGGGCAGCCCGAAGAAAUUACUCACUAGCAACCUACCUGGUCCCGCAACGGGCAGUCCGCAAAGAUCUCUUUUUUGCGGCUUCAAGAAACUGCGCGGAAGCAGUCCCACCCGUGCAGCAGGCGAUGUGAAUGGGGCUAACGGCAAAAGGGGGGGCGUGGAAAGCGGAGGUGGAUGUAACGUGAGUGACGAGAUUGGGAGUGGGGGAGGAACGAAAGAGGGAAGAGGAAAGAGGAGACGAGGGGGUGUGGCGGAAAGGGGAGGAGAAGGGGCAGAUGGCGGAGAGGAGAACGUUGUAUUGGGCAAGGGAAUAAAAAGAGAACCAAGGAGGGAAAUCGGAAGGGAGAAGUGGUUGAGGAGCAAAGGGGAAGGGGGAGAAAAUGGGGAAGGAAGACCGAAGGGGGAAGGGGCAACGGAGGGGGGGAGGGGGAGCGGAGAGGGAAGGGGAAUGGGCUGUGGGUUGGAGCAGAGGGAACGAGGGUUGAGAGACAACGAGGGGCUGAAGGGUGUGGAGUGUGUAAGGAGGAUGGAGAGGAGAGGGGGAAAGCCUGUGAUUGGUCGAUGCACAACAGCAGGAAUGGGGGAAGAUGGAGAGAGGGAGGAGAGGGAGGAUGGAACUAGGGAAAAUUGUGAAGAGAGGAGAGAGGAGGGGAGGGAGAAAGGGACUGCUGCUGUUGUAAGAGGCGGAGAGGGAGGGGGGGAGGUGGCUGAGUCAGAAGGGUGGUGUGCCACGUCAUCAACGUCAUCCGUGCUUGUGGGUGGGGAGGAGUGUUGUGAAGGAGAGGAGUGUGAGGGACAUGCAGAAGCAGAGGAGAUGCGAGAAAGGGACAGCAAAGGUCGGGUGGAAGGGAAGAGUGAGGACGGAGAGUAUGGUCGUGAGGGGAGUGCAGAGGAGGAGGGGCAGCGAGAGGCGGUGGGGCAAGGAUGUAGGGGAGGAGAGAAGAAGGGGAGAGAGGGUAGGAGUGCUGCUGGCAGCAGCAGAAAGAGGAGGAGCAGAGGGAUGAGGGAGAGCAGAGGAAUGAGGGAGAUCAGAGGGUGCAGAGCAGAGGAGGCCGGCGCAGCAGAUGUAGGGAUCAAGCAAGAAGCAGAUGUAGGGAUCAAGCAAGAAGGAGAUGUAGGGAUCAAGCAAGAAGGAGAUGUAGGGAUCAAGCAAGGAGAUGUAGGGAUCAAGCAAGAAGGAGAUGGCGUGGCUUCACAAGGGCAGAACGCUGCAGUGGCAGCAGCGCAAGCAGGCCGACUGAUGGGGCCGCAUGGGGUGGCUUCACAAGGGCCGGAGGACGAAGGUGCAGUGACAACAGUGCAAGCAGGCCGGGUGGCGGGGACUGAUGGUGUGGUAGCGUCAACUGGGGCAUGGGUGCCGCCUGUGUCUCCCUUCGGCCUCAUUCAGGAGCGCCUGUAUCGUGACCCUUGGAGACUGCUGGUUGCCUGCAUGCUGCUAAACAAGACGGCUGGCAGGCAGCUCCGCCCAGUCAUUUGGAACCUAUCCCGCCACAUCCCCUUGACUGGUUCGACCAUUGCUGCACCCAUUCCUCUGAUUGCGCCAGUCCCUCUUGAUCCCUCACCUUUCCAUCUCUCGCUUCCUCCCCUCUCCCUACACCUCCCCCACCCCCCUUCCUCUUCCCCGCCCUCAUCCCUCGGCCAAACCUCCACUGCAGCUCCAUACAGCCCUGUUGCGAACCCCCUUCCUCUUGCUGCACUCCCACCGAGCCAUCUGGAAUUGGGCUCACUCUCGCAGUUGGCCUCAUCUGCUAGCCUAUACCCACUAGAGCUUCUCUCUUGGUCCCUCAACAUCUGCUCUCCUCCUUCCGCCCCCUCCCCUACCUCGUCCUUCCUGCCCCCGUUCUUCAACCCCACUGCAGCUCCUUUAAUGAUUUGGGACCUCUUCCGCCUCAUCCCCACUCCAAAGGCAGCCAUCGCAGCAUCGACGGCUGAGAUCGCGCGCACCAUCCAGUCCCUUGGGCUGCACAACAAGCGCGCCGCCAUGAUCCAACGGUUCUCAGAGGAGUUCCUGAGGGGCGAUUGGACGGACGUGAGGCAGCUGCACGGCAUUGGCAAUUACGCAGCGGACGCCCAUGCGAUAUUCUGUGAGGGCAGGUGGAGAGAGGUGAGGCCGGACGAUCACAUGCUGAAUAAGCCCUGUGCCUGUCUGUGCUCUCGCAACACAUCCCUCCCUCCCCAUCCAUUUCUUCACCAUACCAGGUAUGCAGCGGACGCGCAUGCGAUAUUCUGUGAGGGCAGGUGGAGGGAGGUGAGACCGGAAGAUCACAUGCUGAACAAGUACUGGGACUGGCUCAAACGCACCGACGGGCUUGGCCUUGCCUUCACCGACAACUGA
Messenger RNA from Closterium sp. NIES-65, 2997 nucleotides. The record is from the annotation of a GenBank genome assembly. NCBI's taxonomy places the organism in Eukaryota, Viridiplantae, Streptophyta, Zygnematophyceae, Desmidiales, Closteriaceae.